Messenger RNA from Vitis vinifera (wine grape), 544 nucleotides. RefSeq lists its product as uncharacterized. The record is from RefSeq and is a predicted model, not a curated record. Gene Ontology annotation, biological process: iron-sulfur cluster assembly. Lineage: Eukaryota; Viridiplantae; Streptophyta; Magnoliopsida; Vitales; Vitaceae. Bases 122 to 394 code for a protein of 90 amino acids. The transcript has a single exon.
GGCCUCGGCCCACGUGCCUUGCUUCAACAUUGAGAUUUUUUUUCAUAUUCUCAUAGUUCUGCCUUUGCCUCAUUAUCCCUCCACUUUCUCAUCAACCAAACGGACGAUUUCCUCACUGAAAAUGGCAUCAACACCUUCGAAAUCUCAAAUCCUCUCUUUGUUCCGCUCUCUCCUCCGCACAGCACGCGAUUUCUCGGACUACAAUAUUAGAGAAUACACCAAGAGGCGUACCAUCGACGGGUUCCGCCAUAAUCGCCACGUCUCCGACCCUUCCUCAAUCGCCGCCGCCUACUCCGAUGCCGAGUCUCAGCUCCAGAUUGCCAGAAGGCAGGUCAUAGUCUAUUCGCUUUACGUUCCCAAGCUCAAGAGCGUCAUGGAAAUUAAGCACGCUUGAACCCUAAUUUUCAUGGUUUGUAGCUUAACUUCAAGUAUUUGAAUUUUGUAUUGUGUGUGGCAGAAACGGAUAUUUGUGAGUUACAGUAUAAGAAAACGGAUAUUUGGAUUAUUUUUUUAAUUUGGUGUAUAAUUGAUGAGUAAUUUUUCA